CAUUUCCUAUCCUGGCUGGCAUGUUCCAUCGAUUCCUAUCCUAUUUUUGGCUUGGCCGGCCUGGCAUCGGUACACUACUUAGUCAACCCAGCAUGUACCGAGGACAUUAUUCGCCCGCCGUUUUUUCACCACUACGAUUUUAUUUCCUAGAGCCUGUUGCCCAUCUCUUGGCCACUAUAUCGAUAACGCUCAUCCGCUACAAAAGUCCGUCUGUUUGAGCUUGUUCUGUGGUGCUGCUUUAUUGCUUAACAUCGUUGUUGUUGAUCCCUUUCUUUUUUCGCGCCUGUCUGUGCCUAGCUGCUACAUCAUAAUGAGGCGCCGCAUAGCCACGCUACCCAUUAACUUCUUCCUGCAACCUGUGAACCCUUCAGCUCCCCACCUCCGAGACACCAUCAUCAUCUUCUUUUCCACUUCAUCGUUGCCGUCGUCAACUCUGCUAAUAUGCCCAGUAUCGCUAUGUUUUUCUCUGUGGUUGCACCAUUCUCAAUCUGGUGAGCCUACU
Periconia digitata is the source of this 502-nucleotide messenger RNA. The record is from the annotation of a GenBank genome assembly. NCBI's taxonomy places the organism in Eukaryota, Fungi, Ascomycota, Dothideomycetes, Pleosporales, Periconiaceae.